UGUCUCCGCCCUCAGUAUGCCGUUUCCAUGGCGAUCCAACAUGGCCGCACACGGAAGACAACCUGUUUUGUCCUCCACACCACUGCAGAUCCUGUUUCAUUUGAACAGCUGGUAUUUUGCAGCAUUUUUCAUCGCUGAGAUUCUUAUGUUUAUCUAUAAAGGUGUGAUACUCCCUUACCCACAGUCUAACCUGAUACUGGAUGUUGUUCUGCUGCUCCUCUUCUUGGGCCUCGAAACCCUCAGACUCUUCUAUGGCUGGAAGGGGAACCUGUGUCAGCGCUCUCUGGCUCUGUUUGUGAGUGUUGGUGUUCUGGUGCCCUGUGCGGUGCUGAGCGUCUACUACCUGCUACUUCAGACCUUUGUUUUACGGCUUGAGUUUGUUCUCAAUGCUGUGCUGCUCUGCUUUUACGGCUUUGAGCUGGUUCUGGGAAUGAUGACCAUCUCUGUUUUUUCAAGGGCCAACGUUUAUUAAGUCCAUCUGCUUUUUUGAAGUCAGGACGAAAACACUGAAGAGAAUAAGAUACAGUCUUUCAGACUGACAGCUGUCAAAACAUGUAUGUUUCAUAAAACAGACAUUUCAUAUCUACACUUUUUCUAAAAUAUAUAUUAAGCACCUUUAUUAUGUAGAACCUGAGAUGUUAUAAAAGCUAAUUUCAGUUCACAAUUAUUUAUGUAAAUGUAAAAUUGCCAUUAUUAAAUGAUAGAGUGAAACAGUUGUCGUCAUACAUUUACU
Messenger RNA from Ctenopharyngodon idella (grass carp), 733 nucleotides. It is a transcript of the gene tmem216, whose product is annotated as transmembrane protein 216. Gene Ontology annotation, cellular component: ciliary transition zone. The transcript is spliced from 6 exons. The record is from RefSeq and is a predicted model, not a curated record. NCBI's taxonomy places the organism in Eukaryota, Metazoa, Chordata, Actinopteri, Cypriniformes, Xenocyprididae. Gene Ontology annotation, biological process: non-motile cilium assembly. Bases 17 to 472 code for a protein of 151 amino acids.